Molecule: messenger RNA, 756 nt
Organism: Plasmodium malariae
Lineage: Eukaryota; Apicomplexa; Aconoidasida; Haemosporida; Plasmodiidae
Product: Plasmodium exported protein, unknown function
Exons: 2
Coding region: 1-756 (251 amino acids)
Source: RefSeq, a predicted model, not a curated record
AUGGGAGAAAAAAAUAACUUUGGUUUUUAUAUUAAAGUAUUUACUGUGUUUCUUUUAAUAUGGAUUUUUAAUUUCUACAAUGAUAAGGUAUGUAUCUAUUAUAAAUUUUUGAAUGAGAAGAACCAUAUAGAUAUAGAUUUAAACACAAGAACUUAUCGAUUACUAGCAAAGCGUAAUCAAGGAAAGUAUUCAAGUAUUGUAUGUAUAAAAGAAGAUAUUCCAAAUAUUGUAGAAUACGAAAAAAAAAUUAUAUCUAAUUGUAAAAAAGUAUCCAGAGGGAAAAGUAAAAUUAUCAAUGAAUGUUCAUUAAAUAACACAGAAGUCUGUAAACAAGCUAGAACAAGUAACUAUUUUGUACCGAACCAAGAAAAGUCUUAUCUUAAAAAAAAAAAUUUAGACAAAAUAUAUUAUAAAAAUAAGGUUAGAGAUACUACGAAAUCAGAUUUUAAGUUUUUAAGAAAUGAUUUAAAACUUAAAGUAGGUAUGAUAUGCAUAUUUUCUAUAUUCAUCGUAUUAACUGGAAUACUACUAUUUGUUUUAAAAUCUGUACUCAGCAUGGAAAAAUCUCAAUUUAAAUUAUGUUUAAAAUAUUUUUUAAACCCAUCAACUUGGGGAUUUUUGAUAUUAGCGCUUAUAGUCCUAUCAACAAUGAUUUAUCUGAGCCGAAAAAUUGUUAUGUACAUAAAGUCAAUAUAUACAAAAAUUGAAAUAAACAAUACGUCAUAUCCUCCUUUAAGUAAUGUAGUAUUUUUAUAA